AUGGAUAUCAUGGUCGACUGCCACUUUUCUCCAUCCGAUCUGUUCUACGAUCAUUCUUGUCUGUCAUCGCCCGAGGAAGCAGAUUUUGCAGAUGAUUCCGAGCAAGGCGCGGUAGUGUUUGGGGACCACAAGCUGCAGUCCCGUGGAACUGAUGAAGAGGAACAUAUCAAAGCACCAAAUGGCCAUCAUCAAGCUGGCCACUGCCUGGUGUGGGCUUGCAAAGCUUGCAAACGCAAAAGCUCCAACACCGACAGGAGGAAGGCAGCUACCAUGAGGGAGAGGAGGAGACUUAAGAAAGUUAACCAGGCUUUCGAGACUCUGAAGAGAUGCACAAGCGCCAACCCGAACCAGCGACUGCCUAAAGUGGAGAUUCUGAGAAACGCCAUCAGCUACAUCGAGAGCCUGCAGGAGCUUCUCAGGGAACAGGUGGCGAACUAUUAUAGCCUCCCGGGCAAUGGCAAUUCGGAGCCGGGAAGCCCCAUAUCCAAUUGUUCAGACGGAAUGAUGGGAUGUAACAGUCCCGUUUGGUCGAGAAGGAACAUCAACUUUGACCGCAUUUACUGUUCGGAAUUACAGAAUGUUUGUUCCAGCAGCCGAGGCCUUGCUGUUUCCAGCUUGGACUAUCUGUCCAAUAUAGUGGAGCGGAUUUCACCGUCCCCCGAGCGUUGUCUCAUUUCAGGACCGGACGGAAGGACCACAUCCCCGCUUGUCAGCGAUUCCUCGCAGCCUACCACUCCCAGCCAACCAGUCUAUCAUGUGCUUUAG
This is a messenger RNA of Pristis pectinata (smalltooth sawfish), 765 nucleotides long. RefSeq names its product myogenic factor 5 (gene myf5). Lineage: Eukaryota; Metazoa; Chordata; Chondrichthyes; Rhinopristiformes; Pristidae. The transcript has 3 exons. Gene Ontology annotation, biological process: positive regulation of myoblast differentiation; regulation of transcription by RNA polymerase II; muscle organ development. Bases 1 to 765 code for a protein of 254 amino acids. The record is from RefSeq and is a predicted model, not a curated record. Gene Ontology annotation, molecular function: DNA-binding transcription factor activity, RNA polymerase II-specific; protein dimerization activity; RNA polymerase II cis-regulatory region sequence-specific DNA binding.